This is a messenger RNA of Glossina fuscipes, 3793 nucleotides long. It is a transcript of the gene eIF3a, whose product is annotated as eukaryotic translation initiation factor 3 subunit A. Gene Ontology annotation, molecular function: mRNA binding; translation initiation factor activity. The transcript has 4 exons. Gene Ontology annotation, biological process: translation reinitiation; formation of cytoplasmic translation initiation complex. Bases 159 to 3554 code for a protein of 1131 amino acids. NCBI's taxonomy places the organism in Eukaryota, Metazoa, Arthropoda, Insecta, Diptera, Glossinidae. The record is from RefSeq and is a predicted model, not a curated record. Gene Ontology annotation, cellular component: eukaryotic translation initiation factor 3 complex, eIF3m; multi-eIF complex; eukaryotic translation initiation factor 3 complex, eIF3e.
CUGCUUAAAAUGUUAUUCGGCCAUUUUGCAUAUAUUUUUACGGGAGGCGAGCACUAAAACUGAACAAGUUUACUAAAUUUUUCCCGAGCAACUUAAUUAUAUAGGAAAAAUAUUUUCUUAAACGAAAAUAUUGUGUUUAGAAUUUUUCUAAAAUCAAAAUGGCACGAUACACCCAGAAACCGGAAAAUGCUCUCAAAAGAGCGAACGAAUUCAUUGAUGUGGGUAAGCCCUUGCGUGCCUUAGAUACUUUGCAAGAAGUUUUUCGUACUAAACGAUGGAAUUAUGCAUACUCCGAAACUGUUAUUGAACCUCUAAUGUACAAAUAUUUGUACUUAUGUGUGGAACUUAAGAAAUCCCAUAUUGCCAAAGAGGGCCUAUUUCAAUAUCGAAAUAUGUUUCAGUUGGUAAAUGUGAACUCUCUGGAAAAUGUUAUUCGUGCGUAUUUACGGAUGGCUGAAGAGCAUACUGAAGCCGCUCAGGCUCAGUCAUCAGCCGCCGUUGCAGUUUUGGAAUUAGAUGAUUUGGACAAUAUCGCAACUCCCGAAAGCAUUUUGAUGAGUGCCGUUUGUGGCGAAGACGCUCAAGAUCGUUCGGAUCGUACAAUUCUUUUGCCUUGGGUGAAGUUCCUAUGGGAAUCCUAUUGCCAAUGCCUUGAACUGCUGCGUGUUAAUACCCAUUGCGAAGUUUUGUACCAUGAGAUCGCUCGCAUGGCAUUUCAAUUUUGCUUAAAGUAUAAUCGAAAGAGCGAAUUUCGUCGUUUGUGCGAUAAGCUGCGUAAGCAUUUGGAGGAUAUUUGCAAGAGUACGAAUCAGACCACAGGCGUAUCCAUAAAUAAGUUGGAAACUCAGCAACUCUGCCUUGAUACCAGAUUGUAUCAGCUCGAUUGUGCCAUACAAAUGGAACUAUGGCAAGAGGCCUAUAAAGCUAUUGAAGAUAUUCAUGGUCUAAUGACUUUAUCGAAAAAAACCCCUGUACCGAAAACAAUGGCAAACUAUUAUCAAAAAUUAGCUAUGGUUUUUUCAAAAGCUGGCAAUCAGCUGUUUCAUGCCGCGGCUCUAUUAAAACUUUUUCAGUUAACCCGUGAAUUAAAAAAGAACCUUACUAAAGAGGAUAUGCAACGUAUGGCUUCGCAUGUACUUAUAGCGACGCUUUCGAUUCCAUUACCCUCAGCACAUCCCGAGUUCGAUCGCUUCAUUGAGGCCGAUAAAAGCCCUUUGGAGAAAGCCCAAAAACUUGCUAUAUUAUUGGGGCUACAACAACCUCCCACUCGGGCCUCCUUACUUAAAGAAGUGGUUCGUCUUAACGUUCCACAAUUGGCCUCGGAUGAAUAUCGAAAUUUGUAUAAUUGGCUUGAAGUCGAUUUUAAUCCUCUUAAUUUAUGCAAGCGUGUACAAACGGUGAUUGACGCUAUAGAAGCAAUUCCUAGCGAAAAUAAUUCAUUGGCUCCAUAUAUUCGCCCAUUGAAAGAUGUCACCAUUAUGCGUUUGAUACGUCAAAUAUCACAAGUAUAUGAAAGUAUACAGUUUUCUCGUUUGCUUGACUUAGCUACGUUUUGUAAUAUUUACGAAUUGGAAAAAUUGCUGGUUGAGUCAGUGCGUCACAAUGAUAUGCAGAUUCGCAUCGACCAUCAAAAGCGUUGUAUUUACUUCGGUACUGAUUUAACUGAAAGUCAACGUGAAGAUAAUCCCGAUGGUCCUACAUUGCAAUCUAUGCCAUCUGAGCAAAUACGCUCACAACUUGUUAAUAUGUCAACUGUGUUGCACAGGGCAGUGUCUAUUGUAUAUCCAAAUCGAGAACGUGAUCAACGUUCAAAAUUCCGUGCUCAAAUGGUCUAUCAUUAUCAUGAAAUGAAAGACCGCGAACAUCAACGUAUUUUACAGCGUCAAAAAAUUAUUGAAGAUCGCAAAGAAUUCAUUGAAAAGCAAAAUAAUGCUCGAGAAGAAGAGGAAGCUCGACGUCAAGAGGAGGAGGCUCGAAAGGCUAAAUUGGCUGAGCAGAAACGUCUUGAACAAGAAAACGAAGAACGUGAACGUAAACGACAUCAAAAUGAGAUUCAAGCGAUCAAGGAGAAGAGUUUAAAGGAGAAAGUCCAACAAAUCUCUCAAACAGCCCAUGGUAAAAAAAUGUUGCAAAAAUUGGACGAGGAAAGCAUUAAGAAGCUUGAUGCUGAACAAAUUGCCGCACGCGAGUCUGAGGAAUUACAGCGUGAACGCAAGGAAUUGCAAAAUAAGUUAAAAUCACAAGAAAAGAAAGUUGAUUACUUCGAACGCUGCAAACGUAUGAAGGAAAUUCCAUUAUUCGAAAAAUAUCUCAGCGAGAAAAUGAUCAAGGAUAAAGAGUUUUGGGACGCUCAAGAGGCGAUUCGUAUUGAAACCGCCAUAGCUGAACGAAAAGAUGUUGUUGCGCAACGAGAACGACUCAAGCGUAUGCAUCCUGAUCGCGACGCUUUCUUAGAAGAUUUAAAGAAGGAACGUGCUUCGCUUUAUAUAGAAAAGCAAAAACAAUUCGAAAUUGCUUUAGCUGAGGAAAGGAAAAAACGUUUAAUCGAUCGCAUCGAAAUGCGUCGUAAGGAACGUCGUAAUCAAUGGCUGCGCGAAAAAGAGGAGGAACGUUUACGUAAAGAAGAAGAAGUCCGACGCAUUAAAGAAAAAGAAGAGCGAGCUAUCGCUGAAGCUCGUCGUAAGGAGCGAGAGGCUGAAGAGGAAAAACGUCGAAUUCAAUAUGAGAAGCAACGCCAAAAAGAAGAAGAAGCAGAACGUAGAAUUCAAGAGGAGCGUGAACGUUUGGCUCGUGAGGAGCGAGAACGCCCAGAAAAAGAGCGUGACGUGUGGCGUCCACGUGCGGGUGGCGUUGCUGCCGCCGGUGCUUCAAAUACAGGCGAUUGGCGACGUAGUGGUGCUGGUCAAGCAGACCGUGAUCGCGAAAUCGGUCGUCCAGAACGUAAAGAAGGAGAAGCAGAAACUUCCUGGCGUGUUCGUCGCGAUCCAGAAGCGGCUCCACCGACGCGACCGGGCGGUAAUACCGCUGGUCGUGACAACGACAAAUGGCGUCGUGCAGGUGGUGGGGCUGAUGAGGAUCGUCCACGGGGCAGCGAUUUUCGUCGCGGCGGUGAUCGCGAGGAACGUCCCAGAGGUAAUGACUUCCGUCGCGGUGGUGAUCGUGAGCGUGGGGGCGAUCGCGAGCGUGGCGGUGAUCGUGAACGUGGGGGCGAUCGUGAACGUGGAGGUGAUCGUGAACGUGGCGGUGAGCGUGAGCGUGGUGGCGAUCGUGAACGUCGAGAGGAACCAAAUAGCAGCAAUUGGCGUGAAACUUCACGUCCCGCUGAUCGCGAAAAUCGUGACAAUCGCCGCCAAGUUGGUGGUGAGCGCCGUCAAGUUGACCGCGAGCGUGAGCGAGACCGAGAUCGUGAACGUGGCAAUAAGGAUUCUGGUAGUUGGCGAACUGACCGCCCUGCUGGCCGGGAUGACAAGGAGAAGCCCAAAAGAAUUCAACACGAAAAAGAAAAUAAAUCCGGAGAUGAUGGCGGUGAAUGGACAAGUGUUAGACGUCGUUGAACAAUCUAUUGCAGAGCCAAUUAUGAUUCAAAUAAGAACGUCAACCCAUUACGUUUAGUUGAUAUUUUCACAAUCCAAUUUUUUAUUUUAAAUUUUAAGAGCGUCGUAAUUAAACAAAUGGAUGAUCUUCGUAAAAACUAUAGAUAUCCCGAGUGCAGAUGCUUAAUAUUUACAAGAAUCGCACUUUAUUGAAUGAAGUCAAAUUUUAUGAUAAAUGAAACGUUCUUAUAAAAAAAUUA